This is a messenger RNA of Oppia nitens, 3657 nucleotides long. RefSeq names its product WASH complex subunit 5-like (gene Strump). Gene Ontology annotation, biological process: endosome fission; actin filament polymerization; endosome organization. The transcript is spliced from 7 exons. The record is from RefSeq and is a predicted model, not a curated record. Lineage: Eukaryota; Metazoa; Arthropoda; Arachnida; Sarcoptiformes; Oppiidae. Gene Ontology annotation, cellular component: WASH complex; endosome. The coding region runs from base 117 to 3635 and encodes 1172 amino acids.
UGGAAAUGCGAAUCAAAACACAAAUCAUAUGUUUUUWUUAUUAUAGUAUUGUUUAUGCAAUGAAUGGGUGUUUCAUAUGAUUUAACCAUUGAUUUGUCUUUAGUGUCGCUUAAGACAUGAGUGACUUUCUUUCGUCAAGUUGUGGUCAAAAUGUGGUUCGACUGGUCUCAAGAGGUAAUGCCAUUAUUGCCGAACUAUUGCGGCUCUCGGAAGUGGUGCCCACAGUGUUCCGAUUGGAGACCAAGUCUGACCAAAACAAGUACUCAGAAGUUAUACAAGAUUUUAGUUACUUUAAGACGAGCGACACGUUUGACCAGCGAAUUGAAUCCAACGGACAACUGCUCGAUAGAGACGACGAGUUUCGCGAAAAUUAUAUCGAAAUUAUUACUCGAUUUUAUUUAGUCUUCGAGAGUAUCCACAGGUUUACUGUUGAUAUCAAUCGUUAUGUCGAAGAUCUUGAAGAAGGUGUUUAUAUUCAACAAUCUCUUGAAUCGGUACUUCUCGACAAUGACGGCAAACAAUUACUGUGCGAAGCAUUGUAUUUGUCGGGAGUUAUGCUUUUGAUGGUUGACCAGCGUAUUGAUGGUCUGGUAAGAGAACGUAUUUUAGUAUCGUAUUACCGAUAUAGUGGUCAGCGGUCAACUUCGGAGUCAAAUUUUGACGAUGUGUGCAAACUAUUAAGAAAUACAGGAUAUACACCAAAUGGUAAGCGACCCAUCAAUUAUCCGGACGACUACUUUAAAAGAGCACAAAUUGGAUCCAAUUUUGUUAAUCUGGUUAUCGGCAGAUUGAGAUCGGAUGACAUCUACAACCAGAGCAGUGCCUUUCCUCAGCCCGAACACCGAAGUGUUGCGUUGGCCACUCAGGCCGUCAUGUUAUACGUUGUUCUUUACUUUUCACCACAUAUUUUACACAACGAGUCGGCCGCUAUGCGAGAGAUUGUCGACAAAUGUUUUGCAGAUAAUUGGAUAAUAAGUAUGUAUAUGGGUUUUGUUGCCAAUUUAGUCGAGGAAUGGGAUCCAUAUAAGUCUGCAAAAUUGGCAUUAAAUAACACAAUUGAUCAGAAAAAUGUUAAAAUUCAUGCAAACAAAUACAACUCUAAAAUCAUAAAAUUAUUGCCACAAUUACAACAACUAUUGAAAGAAGGGACUCUUACUGAAGAAUUUCUGUUAAACAAUGUCUCUAAACUAAUGAAUAUUAUUCGUGACUGUAAUGUCACACUUAGAUGGCUAACACUUCACACGUGUCAUCAUUUUAUAAAUGAAUCCAAUGGUGUUGUCAACAAAAAGUGCAAACAAUUGAGAGAUUUAGUUAUAAUUGAAAGUAAAUACCAACCGUUAGUUGUUUUUCAAUUGCUUUUGAAUACAGCAGAGUUUGAGCUUAAGAUCAAAGAGAUGUAUAAACAGCUUUUGAGUGACAAACAAGAGAAGUGGAAUUUCUAUAAGAAAGAGGCAUUUGAAAGGAUAUCAGAGUUGGCGGAAGUGUUUUCAGGUAACAAACCAUUGACACGAAUUGAGAAAAAUACAAGUUUAGAGCAAUGGCUGCGAGAAAUGUCAAAACAAAUUGAUGGACUGAUAUAUGACGAAACAAAUGUGACAAAUAGGAAGACUAUUAAAUUAAUUCAAGCCUUAGAAGAAGUACAAGAGUUUCAUCAAUUAGAAAGCAAUCUUCAUGUGAGACAAUUUCUUAUUGAAAGUCAAAAAAUGUUACACAAUAUGAUUAAAACACAGAAUAUUAAAGAAGAUGUUUUGAUUACUUUGCAAAUAGUGGGCGAUCUGUCGUUUGCGUGGAAGAUAAUCGAUACAUCUUUUACUAAAUAUAUGCAAUCAGGUAUUAAAAGUGAUCCAACACUAGUCAUCAAACUGAGAGCAACAUUCUUGAAAUUAGCGUCAGCUUUAGAUAUGCCACUUCUUCGCAUAAAUCAGGCCUCAAGUAAUGAUUUGAUAUCAGUUUCUCAAUAUUAUUCAUCUGAGUUAGUGUCUUAUGUACGCAAAGUUCUUCAUAUAAUACCAGAAACAAUGUUUAGUUUGAUGGCACGUAUUAUUGAAUUACAAACGAAUAACAUUAAAGAGCUGCCAACACGUCUUAUGAAAGAUCAAAUGAAGACAUACUCACAAUUAGAAGAAAGACAUGAAGUGGCAAAACUCACGCACUCUAUAUCGGUGUUCACUGAAGGUAUUUUGGCAAUGAAGGCAACUUUAAUCGGUAUAAUUCAAAUUGAUCCCAAGAGACUUCUUGAAGAUGGCAUCAGAAGAGAACUAGUCAUACAAGCGGCCAAUGCUCUUCAUAAAGGACUUGUAUUUAAUAGUAAAGCAAAAACGAGUGAACUCGUGCCUAAACUCAAAGCUUUGGCACAAGUGAUGGACGGUUUUCGUCGAUCGUUUGAAUACAUUCAAGAUUAUGUCUGCAUAUAUGGCCUAAAGAUGUGGCAACAAGAGGUGUCACGUAUUGUCAACUAUAAUGUCGAACAGGAAUGCAAUGCUUUUAUGAGACAUAAAGUGCUCGACUAUCAGAGUGUUUAUCAAUCAGCUUCUAUACCGAUACCCAAAUUCUUACCUAUGGAUCCCUAUUCAAUCAAUUUUAUUGGUCGACUCGCACGUGAAUUAUUAAGAAUGACUGAUCCAAAGAACACAAUAUAUGUGCACUCAAUGAGCACAUGGUUUGACAAUAAGACUCAUUUACAAGUUGUCGAUACAAAAUUGUUCCCAUUAAUGAUGAAAAGCAUAGGAACAGCUGGUAUUAAUGGUUUGGAUCGAUUGAUAUCAUUCAUGAUUGUCACUGAAAUUCAAAACAUUAUGCAAUAUUUGGACCGAAAUUUUACAAAAGAUAAACAUUGGCCACAAAUACUGUUAGAAAUUAAUGAAAAUUUAGGGACAACUGAUGGAAAGAUAAUAGGAACACAUUUUAGUUCAAUCUUUGGAUCAGCCCUAUCAAAGGCAACCAAAUCAUUACCGGCUGUAUUCGACGCCAUCGCACGCAUCGGUCAAAUGCAGAUAAUUAGGUGCAAUAUUGGUCACGAACUCAACACGACGUGUAAACUUCAUUCAAGACAUUUGGCUAAUGCUCUCAAUACGCUUAAUCAAGCAAUUAUAUCGGAUUUGGAGCAUCACUACAGCACAUCUAAUAAACCAUUUCUUAAAGAAGAUACACCAUUGCUAUAUGAACUGACCAACUAUUUGGAGUGGACAGGCAUUUCAGAUCCACUUUCAAAGAUAUACAUCACAUCGAGAGCGCCAUCAUAUUUAGAGAUGAUAUUAUUAUUGAUGACAAUCACUCAAAUGGGAAAAUUUGUUUAUUUAAAAUCCAUUCACGGAUUAACAGCGAAAAAAGGAAGCGAUUUGUCUGAUGGACUGCCGUUUGUGUUUGGAGUCAUCACUUUGUUGCGACAAUUUCAUGAAAACACUAUUCAUCAAUAUAUAGCUCAUUGCUCUCAAUAUGUUUGCGCUCAAACUGAGAUUCAAAUGUCCAUUAGUUCACCGAAAGUGACAGAAUUGCCACCAGAAGUAUACAAUACUCUUGAAUUUUUAGAAAAUUUAAUAGAAUUUUCGGGACUUCAGCGUAAAGUUGUAGUCGAAAAUAUUCCGGACUUUAUCUUUGAUCAGUUCCAUACAAUUCCCAAUUCUAAUACAAAAUAAUUAUUAAUAAGUUUAUAAUUUA